Molecule: messenger RNA, 1067 nt
Organism: Onychomys torridus (southern grasshopper mouse)
Lineage: Eukaryota; Metazoa; Chordata; Mammalia; Rodentia; Cricetidae
Product: T-cell immunoglobulin and mucin domain-containing protein 2-like
Exons: 9
Coding region: 195-1067 (290 amino acids)
Biological process (GO): phagocytosis, engulfment; positive regulation of mast cell activation
Cellular component (GO): cell surface
Molecular function (GO): virus receptor activity; phosphatidylserine binding
Source: RefSeq, a predicted model, not a curated record
AGAUAAACAGGAAAAAGGUCUCUUUCUCUGGGGAAGGACGGCAGCGAGUGCUCUGGAAUUCUAUCAGCAUCAGAGGGUUAGAAGAAGCUGGAGCUCUGCUAGCUAACUGGUAAGCAGAGUCUUCCGCAGAUUCUUGCUGGAGAGAAGCAAUCAGGACAGUGCUCCUUGGAGUUUCUGUAUCAAAUGUCAACACCAUGAUGCAUCCUCAAGUCUUCAUUUCAGGCCUCAUACUACUUCUCCCAGGUGCUCUGGGUUCUUACCCAGUAGUGGAAGGUGUGGUGGGUCACCCUGUGACACUGCCAUGUACUUACUCAACAAAUGAGGGAAUCACUACCGCAUGCUGGGGCCUUGGCGAAUGUAAAUCUGUUUAUUGUGCUAGAACCCUUAUCUGGACCAAUGGAUAUCAAGUCUCCUAUCAGAGGAAGAGCCGAUACCAGCUAAAGGGUCAUAUUUCAGAAGGAAACGUGUCCUUGACAAUAGAGAAUGCUCUUCAGAGUGACAGUGGUCCAUAUUGUUGUAUAGUGGAGAUUCCUGGAUCUUUCCGUUAUGUGACCUAUUCCUUGGAAGUUAAACCAGAAAUUCCCACAAAUCCUCCAACAAGACCCACAACUACACGGAGACCCACAACUACAGCAAGACCCAGGACUAUUUCAACAAGACCCACAAUUACAACAAGACCCACAACUACAGCAAGACCCAGGACUAUUUCAGCAAGACUCACCCAUGUACCAACAUCACCCCGAGUCUCAACCUCUCUUCCUCCAACACAAACACACCCACAGACUCACACAGCAGAACCCACUACGAUUUAUCCACAUCUGACAACAGCUGAGGUGACAGAAACCACAUCCUAUCCUCUUGCAGAUUCGAAGAACACUGUGACAUCCUCACCUGACUCAUGCAAUAAUUACACUGAAUCGAUCCUCUCACAUGAGUGGCAGAAGAACACAACUAAUGGCUUCUUUGUGGGCAUCUCCAUGGCUGUCCUGCUGCUGCUGCUGCUGUUUGUGUGCACCCUGGCUGUCACCAUUGUUGCCAUCGAAAGGGAAACAUUAUCUUUUCCAUAA